Messenger RNA from Oreochromis niloticus (Nile tilapia), 2992 nucleotides. Its product is annotated as BTB/POZ domain-containing protein 6-B. Gene Ontology annotation, biological process: neurogenesis. The record is from RefSeq and is a predicted model, not a curated record. Gene Ontology annotation, molecular function: protein binding. The transcript is spliced from 4 exons. Bases 952 to 2409 code for a protein of 485 amino acids. Gene Ontology annotation, cellular component: cytosol. NCBI's taxonomy places the organism in Eukaryota, Metazoa, Chordata, Actinopteri, Cichliformes, Cichlidae.
AGGUGUGUUCACACUAUCCCAGUGUUCAGCGUCCACUGAGCCGCUUCUGCACUCAGAAGCUGCAUUUCCGUGUGUGUGUGAGAGAGAGAGACUGCUUGUUAACACGCAUAGUAUUUUUUUUUUCUUUAUAACAGUGGCUUGGACACAUGGAAACACAUCAUGGAAACAAACACACUGUACGUAGCAAACAUAAACAUACGGACACACUCCCGUGUGUGGUGUCCAUGGAAACGUUUGCUCGCUUGCUAUGUUCUUUUCCCGCGCUCUGCUGCCCUCUUGCAGUGCGGAGCGGUGGUGAAGGCGGCACUAUAACCUAAGAUGGCGGCCGGAGGCAGGCUGCAGCGGUCUGCUCGUUUUUAACGUUUACGGCGGAAGGACGCGGGGACGGCGGACGUCACACAGGUAACCCGCAUACCAAAGCUCCGUGACACGAGCCACAGGUCCAACGCUGAGAAUCUGGGACGUGAUCGGGAGUCAGAGCUGUGAUUAUUGAUGAUCGAUUGUUACCGGACAGUGACCCGAUCUCCUGUUCGCUCGCUAUACUGAAGAUAAACAGAUGUGGUGGGCGUGGCCUUCUCGGCCACACUGACGAUGUUAAUAAUAACAGCGGUCUGCUGUCUCCAGACCUCUGCGGGUUAGAUACUGUUCAUUGGCUGGAUCCAUGUUAGUAAUCAGAGAACAAUGACCGCAGCGCAGACAGGUGAAGCAUUACAGACCGCCCAAGUAAACACACCUGGACACCCUCAGAUAAAUGAUGUCAGCGAUCAGAUAAUCCAGAUUAUGAUGAGCCCACAGCUGCUGUCAGGUGUCUGUGCUUUAAGACAAAGGAGACGCUCUGCUGUCAAGAUAAUCUGGAUUAUAAUCUCUGUGGAUCAUAACAUCCUGCUCUCUCUGACCCACAGCAGGCUGCGAUGCUGUGACUGCUGACUCUGUCUGCUUUCUGAGGAGGACAUGGCAGCCGAGCUGUUUUCCACCAGUCUCCCUCAAGGCGAGGAGGUGGAGGUUCUGGAGGUGAAGAAGAGCUUCAUUCAGGUGAGCGACCUGCAGCUGACUGCCGAAGACAUCUGUGGAGACGGCGGCAUUGCCGCGUCACAGCCAAAUAACCAUGACAGGAACCCAGAGGAAACAGAAAGCUGGCAAGCUUCCCACCCCACCCUCAGAGAAAGGAACGCUCUGAUGUUCAACAAUGAGCAGAUGGCUGAUGUCCACUUCAUUGUCGGUUCUCCAGGAGAGACUCAGACAGUGCCUGCUCAUAAGUAUGUCCUGGCGGUGGGCAGCUCGGUGUUUGGAGCCAUGUUUUAUGGAGAUCUGGCAGAGGGACAGUCUGUGAUCGACAUCCCUGAUGUUGAGCCGGCUGCUUUCCUCAUCCUCUUAAAGUACAUGUACAGUGAUGAGAUUGAGUUGGAGGCUGAUACCGUGCUCGCCACGCUAUAUGCUGCUAAGAAGUAUAUUGUCCCUGCUCUGGCUCGGGCCUGUGUAGCCUUCUUGGAGACGAGCCUUGAGGCAAAGAAUGCCUGCGUGCUGCUGUCUCAGAGCCGGCUGUUUGAGGAGCCGGAGCUGACGCAGCACUGCUGGGAGGUGAUCGACGCUCAGGCCGAACUCGCUCUGCGCUCUGAAGGUUUCUGUGAGAUCGACUUGCUCACGCUGGAGAUAAUCCUGCAGAGAGAAACGCUCAACACCCGCGAGAUCGUGGUGUUUCAAGCACUGCUGUGCUGGGCGGCGGCAGAGUGUCGGCGGCAGGGCUUGACGGUGAACCCAAGGAAUCAACGCACGGUGCUUGGUAAGGCCCUGUACCUGGUCCGAUUCCCUUCCAUGACACUGCAGGAGUUUGCAGAUGGGGCAGCGCAAUCGGAUGUGCUGACACUCAAAGAGGCCCACGACGUCUUUCUGUGGUUCACUGCUACCAACAAACCCAGGCUGGAAUUCCCCACUGUGAAGCGGGCGGGGCUACUGCCACAGAGGUGCCACCGCUUCCAGUCCUCGGCCUACCGCAGCAACCAGUGGCGCUACAGGGGGCGCUGUGACAGCAUCCAGUUUGCUGUGGAUCGCAGGAUUUUUGUAGCUGGACUUGGUCUGUAUGGGUCCAGUGGUGGGAAGGCCGAGUACGUUGUGAGGAUUGAAUUGAAGAGGCAGGGAACCGUUCUAGCCCAGAAUCUCACCAAGUUUCUGUCAGAUGGGUCAAGCAACACCUUCCCGGUGUGGUUCGAGCAUCCGGUGCAGGUAGAGCAGGACACCUUCUACACGGUCAGUGCCGUCCUGGACGGAAACGAGCUGAGUUACUUUGGCCAGGAGGGGAUGACUGAAGUGCAGUGUGGGAAAGUGACCUUCCAGUUUCAGUGCUCAUCAGACAGUACCAAUGGCACCGGCGUGCAGGGGGGGCAGAUCCCAGAGCUCAUCUUCUACUGUUGAACUGGAACCUGGACCCAAGGACUCAAGCCAACAGGCAGGAAGUUGGAGCCUGGAGCUCAGAUUCAAUCAACAGACCUGGCAAUUGGAAAUUGGCAGCUGAUUGAACAAUGCCGUGGACCUGAGAGCUGAUUGGCUGUCAGGUUUUUAUCAGUGUUUGGUGAAUAUUAAAGUCUCCUGAUUCUUUGAGAAAAUGAAUAAAGGAAGUUGUAGUUUUCUGCUGCUGCCACUAGAUGUGGCUAUGUGGUCUCACACCGAGGGAGAUUUUCAGCUUUUUUUUUUUUUGUGCUGUGGACAAUGAAUUUUACUUGUGUUCAAGGUCACAUGUGUAAAAUGGAAAAAAAAAAAAUCUGAAUGCAACAACAAAUUAUUUCAAGCCUGUAUUCAGUAGAAAAGCAUUGCAGACAUAAAGUAUAAAGUUGAAACUGAUAAAUGUGAUUUUUUUGUUUGUUUUAGUUCCAGUUUUUUUUCUGGAUGUCAGCACAUGUUGCUGUUUAUCACACUUUAAAUGAUCUGUAAGUCUGCAUUCUCAGUUUUUCCAGUGUUGUGUGCUUUAAAUAAAUAAAAUGAGUAAAUAGCUCACCAA